Parnassius mnemosyne (clouded apollo) is the source of this 5373-nucleotide messenger RNA. The record is from the annotation of a GenBank genome assembly. NCBI's taxonomy places the organism in Eukaryota, Metazoa, Arthropoda, Insecta, Lepidoptera, Papilionidae.
UUUUAUGUCGGUGUCUAAGGAAAACAUAAUUCGAAUGGCCAAUCUUAACAAAAUUGUGUAAUUAGUGUUAUAAUUUAUGUGUUUCUGCACACUCCACCAUUAUUAGGUGUUUUCAGUUAUUAGGUGGAAGGUGUUGGAUAUGGGGAAGAAAGAACUGAUUCACCAUUAGUUUCCCAGCACAUUGGGGCGUGGGCGUCGGGGGUGUGGCACGGGGCGUUGGGGUCCCCGUGCCGCCCCCCGGCGACCUACUCGCCACUAUCUCCAUGUUUGAACAACAGAUCAAAGCUGAACCCAUGAGCUUCUACACUUCCCACUCACAUGUGCACUCUGGUCCUACAAUAGUUCGUUCAGACACUAAUCAUGGCGUGCUAAAUAUGAAUCAACACCAACAUCACCAAGAAGACUCAAAAGAUAGCCUCAUAGUACAACAACAAGUACAACAUCAACAAGAGCUGCUGGAACAGCAUCAACAGCAACAGGAUUUGCAACAAGAUGAUGAGUUGAGCUUCAAAGGGAUGGAUGAUGAAGGAGUUGAAAUGGACAUGGAUGGUCGACAGUGUUCUCAGGGUAUGGGAGUUGACUUGGAUUCAGUCCAAACUAAAAUGGAGGUGACCAAUGGAGGCCAAGUAGUACCGAGAUCAAAACCCCAAGCAUGUAAGGUUUGUGGUAAAGUGUUAUCAUCAGCAUCGUCAUAUUACGUUCACAUGAAGUUACACUCCGGAAAUAAACCUUUUCAGUGUACGGUUUGUGACGCGGCUUUUUGUCGUAAGCCAUACUUAGAAGUGCAUAUGCGAACGCACACCGGCGAGAGACCGUUCCAAUGCGACCUAUGCCUGAAGAGGUUCACCCAGAAGUCCAGUCUUAAUACGCACAAACGAGUCCACACUGAGGAGCACAGACGAGCCCUGUUAGAGAAAGUGCGGCCGUACCAGUGCCACAUCUGUUUUAUCCGCUUCACUCAGAAGUCCAGCCUGGGCCGACAUGGAAAAAUACAUACUGAGGAGCACAUCCAAUCGCUGAUCAACAAAGUGCGCCCCUAUCAGUGCGACAUCUGUGACAAGCGGUUCACGCAGAAGUCCAGCCUUGGCACUCAUAAACGUAUACACACCGGCGAGCGGCCGUUCCAGUGCACCGUCUGCCUCAAGUCCUUCACGCAGAAGUGCGCGCUCAAUUUGCACGAAAAAAUACAUACGGUGCAAGGGCGUCCUUACACGUGCGGGCACUGCCCGGCGGCCUUCGCACGCCGCCCCUACCUGGACUCUCACAUGCGCACGCACACAGGCGAGCGGCCCUAUCAGUGCGACGCCUGUCUCAAGUGCUUCACGCAGAAGUCCAGCCUCAAUAUACAUAAACGGACGCACACAGUCCAGGGCAGACCGUUCCAGUGCCUGUCGUGCCCCGCCGCCUUCACCUGCAAGCAAUACCUGGAGAUACACACGCGCACGCACACCGGCGAGCGGCCGUAUCAGUGCGACAUCUGCCUGAAGCGCUUCACGCAGAAGUCCAGUCUCAACAUCCACAAACGGACGCACUCAGUGCAGGGCCGGCCCUUCCAGUGCCUGCAGUGCCCGGCCGCCUUCACCUGCAAGCAAUACCUGGAGAUACACAACCGCACGCACACAGGCGAGCGGCCCUACCAGUGCGACGUAUGCCUCAAGAGAUUCGCUCAAAAGUCUACACUUAAUAUACACAAACGAACGCACACAGUGCAAGGGCGGCCGUAUCAGUGCAUGGAGUGCCCGGCGGCGUUCACUUGCAAGCCGUACCUGGAGAUACACAUGCGCACGCACACCGGCGAGCGGCCCUUCGAGUGCGAUGUCUGUUACAAACGCUUCACGCAGAAAUCGACACUCAACAUUCACAGGCGAAUUCACACCGGUGAACGUCCAUAUGCAUGUGAUAUUUGUCAGAAACGGUUUGCAGUGAAAAGUUAUGUAACAGCUCAUAGAUGGUCGCACGUGGCCGACAAGCCGCUGAACUGCGAGCGGUGCUCGAUGACGUUCACGUCCAAGUCGCAGUUCGCGCUGCACAUCCGCACGCACUCCGCCUCCUCCUGCUACGAGUGCAGCGUCUGCGGACGCACCUUCGUGCGCGACAGCUAUCUCAUACGACACCACAAUCGUGUACAUCGAGAGAACCAUAGCAACAUGUCAGCAAACAGCAUUGGCACAAUCAACAGCGUCGCCACCAAUACCAAUAACUCCAACAACAGUAAUUUUGACUCGCCAGGUGUUUGUGACUUAAGCUUUGUGCCGAUGGUAAAUCGCUACAUGACCUCACAGGGUACACAAGUGUCAAUGCAAGACUCGCAGAGCAAAAUGUCCGCCAUGUCACCCCAGUCCAUCGCCUCAAUUUCAUCACCUCCUCCUCCACACACGCCGACACCGCAGCCGCAGAUGUCUGGCCAGAUGCGUCUCACCGACUGAUCGUCGUAAUAGCUCUUGGUUGACGAGCAAGCAGCCAGAGUGCAAUAUUAAAAAAUUGGCAGCCAUCAACAAGAGCAGCUAUUAUUAAAUCAACAAAUCAAAGUGGAGCGACAGAUAUCUCUAUAUAUUCGUCAGCGUGGACUUUACACAGUUUGAAAUGAAAUUUUAUUUUUAAAUCAGUUAUUUAUUUACCCAUUGUUGAGUUGGUCGGGAAAAAGAAGCAAGGAAGGAUGCCGCGUGGAAUGUUCUAGGCGUUAACGCUUGUGGGAUCCCUCGAGUUGAAUACCAGGUGGACAUCACAUAAAGUCGAGGACUUCAGUCACGUAGCGGUACCGCCUAUGAUAUGCAUUGUGAUUUAUAUCCACAGCUGUGAUUUAUCUCUACCAUCACAUAAUUAUAUUAAUUUUCGUGGUGGCAUUCAUAAAUCGAUACUUAAAAGUCUCAUCGUUGUAGAUUUUAGGCCUAAAUUUUUGAUCUCAUAUUCUAAUUUGCUUAGUGAUAAAAACUUUUUGGAAAUCCUGAAUGGAUAAUCUCCAGCUUCGAAAUUCUAAAUUUUUGAUGUUCGUCAUGCGCUUGUCAUCCACAUCUCCAUUAGAUGUAGUGAAGUUAACUAUGUCUUAUUGCGACGCUUUAACUUAGUAUGUCAGUAUAAAUGAAGUUCAGUAAUUUUAUAGAACUGUUACCUUUUGAACAUUAAAAAUGUGAAAAGGGGCUCUUAGGUUAUUGAACCCCUGACAUUAAUCAGUAAGAAUGCUUUAAAAUUAAUCAGAUUUACAUAUGAAGGAAUAAUAAUAAAAUACAAGUACAAAAUGAAUCCAUUAUCGUGCAGUCUCAGAGGCAAUAAUGAAAGCUUCACAAAAUUGAUAACUUUAAUAUUAUGAUGUUUAUUGGAGUAAUCCAGAGAAGUGCCUGUUACAACAUAAAAUUGGCAAUAUUUUUUAAUCGUAUUAUGUUCAUAGUGAAAUUAUGUUCAAUGUUCAUGUGUGAUCUUCACCACUUGUGGACUUGUGAAGCAAUAAAUGAGAGAUCUGUGACAAUUUUAAUAUCACAUAGGGUUUGUAUACACGGAGAGUAUAAUUUGUGAAGCUUCUUACUAAACUUUGUGUGCCUUCUAGCAAAUAGCGAUAUAAGGCAGUGUGCAGCCAGAACACUAUACAAAACUUUCAUUUAUUAAUUUCGUCAUAUUUCAUUCUCCUACACAGCAUGCUAAAUGGUUUAUAUUACCUUGUCAUUGUAUUUUUUUUUCAGCCAAAAAAUUUGUUGUUUCCGUCACUGAUGUUUCGAAUAAUAGGAAUAAUGUAUAGUGUAUAGCGCAGUAGUCUUCCAGUAUCUCGAGACAAAGUACUUUUGCACGGUGGAGUGCAAGUAGCGUGUCCGCCGCGGGGGUUCCUUAUGGUUUGCCAUUAUUGAUAUCAAAGAUAGAUUGGUGCCAUUUCUAUGUAAAUGAUGUGGUAGUGUAAGUUAAGUUAAGUUUGCAGGUCAGGGUAGAAUUGGAAAUAAAAUAUUGUAGAGAACUCAGUCUCAAAGUGUUAUGUAACCGCUUCUAAAAAUCACUGUUUUCGUAUACUCUUUAUUAUAUUGUUUUGUUUCCGUUUAAGUUGUUGUUUUCUAUGACAUUAUUUUAUAUUUCCAUGAUGUUGUGUGUGUGUCCAUUAGCUGAGGGUGGGAUAUUAUUGUAAAUAUUGGUAGGGUUUAUUUAUUCGAAUGAAGUGAAGAAAGGAAACAAUUCGAAAUGUUUGGGACUUGUGAUUUGUUGGGGUGUCUCUGCAAUGGUGAAAUGAAUAUCGAACUGAUAAAAGCAUUAUUGGAAUUAAUCAUAGAAUAUUUAGUGCAGAAGUAUACUUUGGGUAAUGAAAUCAAAAUUUUCUUGUAGAUAUACAUGAUAAUGAUAAUAAUAAUAUAUACAUAUGAAUGUUGUUUGAUAGUCCUCAAUAUUUUUUUAUAUUUUGAUAGUUCUGUAUUUUGAAACACGAGAAAAUAGGCCAAUAUCUCAUUUAUCAUUUUAAUAAAAGAAUUAUGUAUGUACACGAUACUUUUAAGAUAAAAUAACAUGACGGAUGCAUUUAGUUGCCCAGGAAAUAAAAAGUUGUAGAAUAGCGUUAAAUAUUUUCAGUGUUUUUCAAAUUAAUGUCAUUUUAUUAAGUUUUCUACCAAGCCAUUGAGAACAGUAUUAUUUAGACAAACUAGAACUUUGGUUUAAUGAGUAGUAUAAAUAUUGCAAACUACCAUUUUAUGAUCACCACUGAAGAAAAUAAAACCAUGUUUUAUCAAUAGAUGUAGCAACAAUGUCGAGCACCUUGUCUACGGUGCUUCUCAUUGUUGACAUACAAUUAUAUUAUCCAUAGAUAUUAUAAAUGGAAAAUAGAAACACCAACAUAGCUGACUAGUUGCAAAUAAAAUAUAUAGAUGUAUAGCGUAUCUUUACUUUCUCUUUAUGACUCGCCUAAGGUGAGAUAUUUUCCAUAUAAAGUCUAGAAUUAUUAAUAUAUUUUGUUGUUAUAUGUUCGCUGUCUUUAUAAUUGUUUAUCUUUAAUUAUUAUUUUAUCGAUUUAUUGUAUCAAUCCCUCAACCGUAUGGUGUCAAAAGAGAAAGCGAAGAACACUUGGUCCUUAUUAAUUACGAGAUAAAACCCACAUCAUGUAACGUGGAUUAGUGAUAGAAGUAUAUUUUGUAAAAGAUUAGGACCCUUAAUAAAGCAGCGAGGAGUUAUAAAUUGCUAUCGGUCCCUUCACAAAUUUUUAACCAUAUGGACAUAUCGGCAAUUUAUUUGUCUUUGCUGUAAAACUAUUUUACAUACCGAUGUUAGUUACUAUACUUAGGGAGUAAUAACUGUAAACUAUUUGAAUUUACGUAAUCGUAAAAGCGGUAUAAGUUUAUAUUUUCACUUUCUCUACUUAUUUUGUCAACGGUAGAAAAAGACUGAAGUAUUAAGAGAAUCCACAAUGUC